GGUCCCUGUAAAGUUGUGGGCGAUUGGACGGGUUUGUAGUGGCGCCGAGUCGCUACCUGAUUUGACAUUUGUUUUCGGUUGGUUUCCCUGACCCUGAGUCUUGGAGUAUUGUGUGAAAAAGACAGCAUGAACUUUACCCCGACACAUACCCCUGUCUGCAGAAAGGUAACAGGUGUCUCCAAGCACAGCGCUGCCGCCGGCAUCAGUGGUCCCGGAAUGGCGGCGUCAGUGGAGUCCCCUCCCUUGCCUUCUCUUGAAGACCGUCUGGCCGUCCUCUGCCCUUCUCAGGAGCUUCUGGAAUAUUAUCAAAAGAAGAUGGCUGAGUGUGAGGCAGAAAAUGAGGGGCUGUUGAUGAAACUGGAACUCUACAAAGAAACUUGUGAAGGACAGCAUAAACUUGAAUGGGAUUUGCAGCAGCGGGAGGAAGAGAUUGCGGAAUUGCAGAAAGCUCUAAGUGAUAUGCAAGUCUGCCUCUUCCAAGAACGGGAACAUGUUUUACGCCUCUAUUCAGAAAAUGACCGACUGAGAAUCAGGGAGCUAGAAGACAAGAAAAAGAUUCAGAAUCUCUUGGCUCUUGUGGGAACAGAUGCUGGAGAAGUGACCUAUUUUUAUAAGGAGCCUCCGCAUAAAGUCAGCAUUCUCCAAAAGACUAUCCAGGCUGUAGAUGUAUGUGAACAGAAUGAAUCUUCAGCUUUCAAAACAGAUCCUAAAGUAAGCAAAAGAAGACCAGCAAUGAGAGAGAGGGAAGAAAGUUCUGAGCAUUACCAAAAAGAUAUACAGACACUCAUCCUACAGGUGGAAGCGCUGCAGGCUCAGCUGGCAGAGCAGACCAGGCUCUCCAGGGAACAAGUCGAAGGGCUCAUGGAGGACAGACAGAUCCACUUUGAGGAGAUACAAGUUCAGCACCAGAGAAAUCAGGACAAAAUCAAAGAGCUAACCAAAAGUCUCCAUUACACCCAAGAACUGCUCUAUGAGAGCACCAAAGAUUUUUUGCAACUCAAAUUUGAAAACCAAAAUAAAGAGAAGUCAUGGAUGCUUGAAAAGGAUCAUUUGAUGUCAAAGAUUAAGCAAUAUAGGGUACAGAAUAAGAGGAAAGAAGAUAAAGUUGGAAAAGUUCUGCCAGUUAUGCACGAGGGUCAUCAUACCCAAAAUGAAUAUAUUAAGUCCCUAAAGGAUAAGUUAAUACAAGAGAAAAAGCUGUCCAACAUGUAUCAAGAGCAGUGCAUUUCCCUAGAGGAAGAACUUGCCCGAAUUCGUGAGGAAGAGGGAAUGAGGAGAGAGAUCUUUAAGGACCGCACUAACAAGAUGGGGAAGCGUUUACAGAUAAUGACAAAACGCUAUGAGGCCCUGGAGCAUCGACGUAUCUUGGAAGUAGAAGGCUUUAAGACAGAUAUUAAGGUUCUCCGACAGAAACUGAAAGACUUGGAGCAAAUGCUCUACAAGGCAACGGUUAACGCCCGGGCAAACCAGGAUCUUGCCAUUCUUUCUGAGGUCCGUGACAGCAACAGACGGGCACAUAAGAUACAAGGAGAACUGAAGAACCUUAAGUCCAAAGUGUUUGAUCUGGAGAAUGAACUUAGACUCUGUUGACGUCUCCUUUUGGAAACGGCCCCAAUUUGGAAGAGGCCUGCUUCCUGAAAUCUGCAAACAGUGACAUCUCCCAGAAAGUUUAGACCUAGACUUGGCUAGGGUCGUGGGAUCCAUUAUCAUAAAGACAGAGUGAAGAAUCAAGGACCACUAAGAAGCUUUCCUUGCGCGCUAAGCUUUAUUUGCACUUUCUGCUGACCAGUUAGCUCGCUGGGGUGGGGGCCUGGACCUGAAUGGCUUAGAGGCUUUCAUUAUUUCUCCUGUUUAUGGUAACAGGUUUUUGGUUUUUUUAAGAAGACAAUGAUGAUGAAAACUUAGGAAGAAAGUAUUUUGCUAGGCUCUUGGCUGAGUGUCAGUCAGUGGAAAGGACACUCUCCGUAGAGAAACACGGGCACUCACUGAGGUUGUCUUUCUCCUAAGCAGAGGGCAAAGGCAGCACUUCUCAACUUGUAAAAUUUGCACGGGCAGGAAUUAUGCAAUUUACCCUUCUUCAGUCAGGAGCGUGUCCUGAGUUACCUGGCUGGACAGUCUCAUACAGUUUCACCAGAGGGCGCCAGAGAUCCUUCAACAAAUUGUUCACCUAGAAAAGCAAAGGCGCCACUUGGCAAGAGUGAGUGAAAUCGAAAUGAUACUUGUAUGAAAAGUUUAACAUUUUAUCACUAACGUGGCAUUUUUUAAAACAAUGUAUAUAGUCUAACUAUUUUCAAUAAAAUAUGUAA
Lemur catta (Ring-tailed lemur) is the source of this 2306-nucleotide messenger RNA. RefSeq names its product coiled-coil domain containing 77 (gene CCDC77). Gene Ontology annotation, cellular component: centrosome. The transcript is spliced from 12 exons. The record is from RefSeq and is a predicted model, not a curated record. The coding region runs from base 127 to 1590 and encodes 487 amino acids. NCBI's taxonomy places the organism in Eukaryota, Metazoa, Chordata, Mammalia, Primates, Lemuridae.